Molecule: messenger RNA, 597 nt
Organism: Schistosoma spindalis
Lineage: Eukaryota; Metazoa; Platyhelminthes; Trematoda; Strigeidida; Schistosomatidae
Source: the annotation of a GenBank genome assembly
AUGACAUCUGUGAUAAUACAAAAACUCAAAAAAGCUCAGCAACAAGGGAAAGAAGAUAAUCGAACUAUACAGAGGUCGAUCGGACGAAAUAUCAGUGAAUUGGAAAGGGAAGAAAAAGAUUUAGAAGAUUUGAUAAGAUCAGCUGCCAGAAGGAACGACAGAGGAGCUUGCGCUAUGUUAGCACAAGAGUUAACUAAAAUUCGUGCUUUAAAGUCCAAAAAUUCUCGUUUUGCAGACCACAUGAACAUUGUGCAGAGAAAACAAACAACUUCGCUGUACGCAGCAAAAUAUGGGGAAUCACUUGAAGCGGCUGCAACUACCAUGAAGAAUUUCAACAAGGUUAUGGACAAAACGAAGGUCCCUGAUCAACUUCAACAGUUCGAUAGGGAAGAAAUUCAAAUGGAUAUGUCUGAAGAUACCUUAGACAUCAUGCUAUCUUCACUGUGCGAAUCUGACGAGGAGGACGUUGAUGAGUACAUAACAAACAUUUUAAGUGAACCACAAGGUCAUGUAUCUAAUGUGUGGCCCUCUGUUCCUGAUACACCUUUAAGAAAGUCCAGUUCCAUCUCCAAAAAAUUUCGUGAUAAUAUAGUUUAA